Messenger RNA from Endocarpon pusillum Z07020, 669 nucleotides. RefSeq lists its product as uncharacterized. The coding region runs from base 1 to 669 and encodes 222 amino acids. NCBI's taxonomy places the organism in Eukaryota, Fungi, Ascomycota, Eurotiomycetes, Verrucariales, Verrucariaceae. The transcript has a single exon. The record is from RefSeq and is a predicted model, not a curated record.
AUGGAGCUGUUUGAAGCUCUCUUCAACGAUAGGAUUCGCUUCAGUCGCAAGGAGUGGAGCAUCCUAGUUGAAAACAAAUUAGAUGGAUCCACUUGUGAGGGUCGAAUGAUGCGCUGUCUGGCCCAGGUCCCUGACCUCAUGCAGCGCGGAAGGAUUGCACUGAGAACGAAAAGCAGUGUCCAGAUGCUCAUAGCCGAGGCAAGGCAUCAGUAUCACAUAUUGAAAGCAAUCUUGAUCGAACUGCACGACCGCCUUAAUGCUGUUCAGCAGCCUUCAACCGAUGGUUGCCCGCAAGCUGCAGCUCGGUCAAUGAGACUUCACGCUCACUAUCAACGCACGUAUGGUCUGGCGCUUGCCAUUUGCAUGUACUUCAACUGCAUCCUCAAUGCUCUCGAUCCCAGCGAUACAGUGUUGGAGAUGGAAUCGACACAUUUCUGCAGAGACAGCCUUAAACUCGCCGACCAAGCCUCGAGGUACAGACCCCUAGGUGCCAGCUUUGUCAUGCUAUGUCUUGUAGGGGCAUGGUGUGGUAGCAGAGAUGAAGCAACAAGGGCGACGGUUGAAAGCACAUUGGUUGAUUACGGAAUGGACUACCCAGGGGCAUAUACCGGGAUACUAAAGGUCGAACUUGAAUACACUUCCCACCGACUGAAACUUCUCGAAACCUAA